Molecule: messenger RNA, 3705 nt
Organism: Stegastes partitus (bicolor damselfish)
Lineage: Eukaryota; Metazoa; Chordata; Actinopteri; Pomacentridae
Gene: pign
Product: phosphatidylinositol glycan anchor biosynthesis, class N
Exons: 29
Coding region: 338-3139 (933 amino acids)
Biological process (GO): GPI anchor biosynthetic process
Cellular component (GO): endoplasmic reticulum membrane
Molecular function (GO): mannose-ethanolamine phosphotransferase activity
Source: RefSeq, a predicted model, not a curated record
AGGAAGUGCAGAAUUGUAGUAGUAAUCUUCUUAGAAAGCCGGACAGUUGGUUUUGUAAAAGUACGCACUUAAAGAUUACGUUGAUCUUGUUUCGGGCAACAGAGCCUUUAUCUGUUUAGUUGUCUGGAUAUGUAAUAGGUCAUCUAUGGAGAUAAAAGUGGAAGCUAAAUCAAUGCGUCUAACAGGUGAAUGGGUGUGAUAGUGAUAAACUAGUCCCGCGCUUCCAUUCAUUCUUUAACAAGACAACGUACCCCGUCGUUAUGGUCAUAUUCCGCUGACGAUACAUGCAGAAAGCCCACAGUUGUUCUUCAGAGCCAGCGUGCUGUUGACACUCAAAAUGAGGAUGAUCACCUUCUUCCUGGUUGGACUGACAGUCCACGUGGUCUUCUUCCUCUCCAUCUUUGACAUUUACUUCACCUCUCCUCUGGUGCAUGGCAUGACACCCCAGUCCACACCUCUGGCACCUCCUGCUUCCAGACUGGUUUUAGUGGUGGCCGAUGGCCUCAGAGCAGACAGUCUCUUCACCCUGCUCCCCAAUGGCUCAUCCAGGACUCCAUACCUGAGGAGUGUAAUAGAGAACACGGGUACCUGGGGCGUGUCACACACACGAGUGCCUACUGAGUCUCGGCCUGGCCAUGUUGCUCUCAUCGCGGGCUUCUAUGAGGAUGUUAGUGCAGUUGCUAAAGGCUGGAAGGAGAACCCUGUAGAGUUUGACUCGGUGUUUAAUGAGAGCAGACACACCUGGUGCUGGGGCAGUCCUGAUAUCCUGCCCAUGUUUGCCAAAGGUGCCAGUGGAGACCAUGUGUAUACCCACACAUACCCAGCACAGGAGGAGGACUUUGCCUCCACAGAUGCAUCCAGACUGGACACCUGGGUGUUCACUCAAGUCAAAUCCUUCUUCCAGUCAGCGAAGUCUAACUCCACUCUGAAGGCCAGUCUGCUCAAGGAUAAGAACGUCUUCUUCUUGCAUCUCCUGGGUAUUGACACUAAUGGACAUGCUCACAGACCAAUGUCACAGGAAUACCUCGACAAUAUCGGUCUAGUAGAUACCGGUGUGGCUGAGCUGGUUUCCAUGGUGGAGGACUUCUUUGGUUAUGAUGGCCGAACAGCCUAUGUGUUCACCUCUGAUCAUGGCAUGACAAACUGGGGUUCUCACGGUGCAGGUCAUCCCUCUGAGACACUCACCCCUUUAGUGGUGUGGGGAGCUGGCGUUCGUAAUGCCCAGAAAGUUACGGAACCCCAACCGUACAAUGACGGGUACCUGCAAGAUUGGAAAUUGGAGCACUUUCGCAGAGUUGACGUCAAUCAAGCUGACAUUGCUCCACUCAUGGCUUCUCUCAUUGGUGCACCAAUUCCCGUUAACUCGGUUGGUGUGUUACCGCUUCUCUACCUUAACAACAGUGACCAGUUCAAGGCAGAGAGCAUGUACACAAAUGCUAUUCAAGUGCUGGAGCAGUUCAAGAUGAAAAUGAGCCAGAAAAAGGAGACAACCUUGUCUUUUCUCUUCACUCCAUAUCAAGUCCUGACUGAGUCAAAACAAGCAGAAUUCACCCGCAAGGCCCGAAUACUGAUUCAGCUGGAGAAGUAUAACGAUGCUAUCUCUCUGUGCCGGUCUCUGAUAUCCUACUCUCUGGAAGGCCUCGUCUACUACCACACCUACGACAGGUUCUUCCUGGGUUGCAGCGUGGUGCUUGGAUUUGUAGGCUGGACUUCAUAUGUCGUCUUAGUCAUACUGAAGACUCACGCCAGCCUCCACAGACACCCAAAUCUCACUAAACAGAAUCCCAACCAUAACUUGGCGAGGCUGUGCAUGUGUGUGGCAGUGGUGAUCACUGCAUUCCUGCUUAUCCAAAGGAGCCCCAUUACCUACUACAUUUACUGCCUGCUGCCCGUCCCUGUAUGGUACUCUGUUCUUAAAGAGUCCGGAACUGUAACAGAUUUGAUUCGGUCAGCUCCAUCUCUGCCUCUGUGGAAGUGUUUUGGCUAUUUUGUGCUGGUGGCAUUUGGAAUUGAGCUACUGGUGGUGAGUUUCUUUCAUCGCGCCAUGCUGACCGUGGGCCUGGUUGUCCUCUCCCUCUGGCCCCUCCUGUCAGGACUUUACCACAAGGCCAAGUUCCGCUCGCUGAGCUGGUUUCUGGGCUGUCUGUGUCUGGCUGCUUUCCCCCUGAUGCCUGUGGUGGGUAGAGAGCCUAACCUCCAUCUGGUUACCUGUGCAGGUCUGCUCACUCUCUUCACCUCAGCCUGUUACCUGUGGUCGUCUCGACAGAGGACGCCUCUGCACCCUAGUGACAGAAAGCAGUUUGUCGCUCAGAUGCUUCACGUGGCCGUGUGUGCGUACGUGCCAUCCCUCACGCACUCCAGCCUGCAGCAGAAACAGGGUCUACCGCUUCUUAAUCAGAUCAUCAGCUGGAGCACAUUAGUAUCCUCUAUAUUGGUUCCUUUGCUGAGCUCAACCCGUCUUUUCCAUCGACUCCUCAGCAUAUUUCUGUCUCUCACAUCCACAUACCUACUGCUCAGCACGGGGUCAGAGGCCUUGUUCCCCCCUGUGUUAUCCUGGUUAAUGUUUGUGUGGAUCAACAUCGAACAGGAGGCCUUGCUCGCUCAGGGUGUCUCCGGCAGGCAAGAGUUGUCCACUAUUGACUUCUCUGCAAACAUCGACAUCACCAAGAUCCGCCAACUGAAACUGGACGACAUCCGAAGAUCAUAUUUUUUUGUAUUUUUUAUAAUAACUGCUUUCUUUGGGACAGGAAACAUAGCGUCCAUUAACAGUUUUGACCCAGCAUCUGUGUAUUGUUUCCUCACGGUUUUUAACCCCUUUAUCAUGGGAGGGCUGAUGAUGUGGAAGGUUAUAAUUCCAUUCAUCAUAGUAAUGUGUACAUUUGAGACCAUCCAAGUUGCAACACAGCUCUCAUCAAGGAGUUUGUUCCUUAUUGUCCUGGUUAUCUCUGACUUGAUGGCCCUGCACUUUUUCUUCCUGGUGCAGGACUAUGGCAGCUGGUUGGACAUUGGCACAAGCAUCAGCCACUACGUGAUAGUGAUGUCCAUGACGAUCUUCCUGAUGUUGCUCAGUGUCGUCACACACAUUCUCACCUCACAAAGGCUCAUUUUGUGGCGGAGAUCCAAGAUGCACUUCCCAUAAAGAAAUGUGUUUGUAGUUUGAUGUUUACAUACAUAGGCUAACUAAUCCAAAUACUUAGUAUUUAUUUAACUUUUUUUUAACACCGGUUUCAUGUAUGUUGUCUCAUAUUUAAAAAUUAAAAAAAAAAAAACCUGGGUGUCAUAAGAUGAGAUAGGAUAAGAUGUGGGAUAUUGUUGUAGGUCACUGUAUACUACAGAGUACAGAGUACUGUGCUAUACUUUUAAAGGGACAUGUUUCAUAGUGGCCAAAGUCUUUUGCACAGUACGUUUGUUCUUUUUAUUUUGUACAAAUACACUCUCUGUUACAAGCACAUUGUUUUUGCAUUGAUCAUUGAUGAUUCUGACUAAAGCUACUUGAAUAUUUGACUGUGAAUCAAGUCUUUGCCAAAGCUGCCGAUUUACGAUCCACUGAAGAAGGGUGACUUCAUAACCCUAUUCUGUAAGAAUGUGCACUAAUUCCUGUGAAGCUGCCUGUAAUGCAUUCUUGUGUAAAAGGUGAAGGGCUGUUUUUGAAACUGAACUUUUAACUAGAUAUGUACCAAUAAAAGUUAAGUGGUGAAACAGAAA